CUAUGUGUGUUGUGCGCAGAUCCUUAAAUAACCCCAGUCACCUGUUCUUAACAACCUUCAAAAGAAAGAAAGUAGACAUCAUGGGAGCAUCUUCCUCUGGCUUGCUGGAUGAGGCCAAAAUCAGCUACAUCAAAGGACUGGUUGAUGGUACAUUCCAGAGCUUCAGUGACUUUUACCGUCAACAGUACUCUGUAGCCUACCUUGGACACUUACACCAGGAGGUGGAGCCUAAGAGAGAGGGGAGGGGGUUAUUGCUUACACGGAGGCCUCAGUAUUCUCCUGAGGAGGUGCUGUAUGAAGGGAGCAUUAAGUUCUCCAACUGGGAUGAGCAGCUAAAGAAAUGCAGAGAGAGAUACAUAAUUCUGCGAAGAGACUACAAAGCAGAGAUACAUGACAGCAUGGAGACUUUCAACCGUGGAUGUGUGGCUAAGAUGGUCCUCCAGCUAACGGGAGCAAUUGUGUUCACCAAUGAUGACGAAUCAAGAGCUCACCUUGAGAAAACCUGUGCCGGAAUACUGAAUGGAGUAAAGGAGGACUCUUCUUCUGCAGUCGUUAAUCCAGAUGCAUUUGCUGUGCAUCUCCACUUGGCUUACACUGGCCACACCUGCUUCCUGUUUCAACAAGAGGAGGAGCGAGAUCACUUCCUGUCUGGCCUGAAGACCUGUAUUAGACAUCGCAACCUUGACCCGUGGUGUAAUUCAUCAUAUGAGAGUCAAGCAUAUGCACGAGCCUUCCGACUCUACCGACAAGAGAAAGGAUGCUAUGAAUCCUGGGAAAUGCUGCUGGGCACUGAGGAACAAGUGCUAGCCUCCCAGGUGAUGGAGGAAGUGUUGCCAUGGUUACACAGUCAGCUUCAGUCCAGGAUAAAAGGCAAGAAGACUGAAAAGAUACGGCAAUGGCUCGCAACAGUGCAAGCAACCCACACGUUGGUGCUGGAAAAGCUGACUGCAGGUCUGGAGGCUCUGAAGAAGGAGUGCCGUGAGACAGCAUCAGACAAUCAGGCGCUCAUCAGAUCCAAUCUGGACCAGAUAAUGUCCUCUCACUUGUUCCUGGAGCAAAAAGUCAGAGCAUGUGUAUGUGAAGAGGCAGAGAAAGUGUGCAGUGAGUCUGUAGCACCCUACAUGUCCUCUAUCCUUGAAGCACUUACCGAGAACAUAAGCGGAGGUAUUCUUGGGAUGCAGCGCACACUGAAAACACAGAUGGAUUCGGCCUUUUUACACAGAAACGAAGGGACAGAGGAGACAAAGAAGGCCUUGUCCAGUCUACGAUCAAUGCGUCUAGAUCAGUGCUACAAGCAGGUGGAGAACCUGACAGAGAAACUCGAAGCCUUAAAAGAGCGAUUUGGAUUGAGCAGCAUUCAUAGACUGGUUCACUAUGCAAGUCUGGAGAUGGAGCUGUUGCUGGACAGUGCUGUCUACACCUUGGAACAGUUCCUCCAGUCAUCAGCCAGACUGCAGCCCACUCAGGUUCCUGUUAAGUUGAACAGGGCUACAGAAAGAGUGCUGAAGCAGCUGGACUAUGACAGCAGGGUAGUCCAGAGGAGGCUGUACGAGGAAGCCCUGCUGGAGAUCACUCUGCCUACUCUCACCAGGAAGAUGGACAGCAAGUGGAAAACUGAGCUGCAACAGUUUGAGCAGUACAUUUUCGCUGACUACAGCAGUUUUAUCCUGGUUCAUAACAUUUACGAUGAUGUUCUGAAAACCAUUCUCAGCAAGCAGAUAGAGACAGCUGUCCAGGAUGCAGCUAGUAAGAAGAGCAACAAUCUCCUGUUGGACACUUCAGAUCUUGCAAUUAGUCAGUACAGUUUGCUGGGACAGACGCCUCCAAACUCUGCACCAGACAGCCCAUCCGUUCAUGCCCGACAGUCCUCCUCAGGCAUGCCCACUGAUGAUCAAGAAACUAUUUCUGCAGUGGAAGAAAAAAGUCAGACAGUUGAUGUUUGUCCCCAGAGCAAGACAGAAGGUAACACUGAUAGUGAAUGUGACCAGACACAUGUCUCUGACCAGAGCACAGUGCUUCUUUCUCCAGUCAUUAUCGUGACACAACAGUUGGGUGAAACUGGCAGCAAAGAGGACCUGUUCCUGAAGGAAACCAUAGAAGUUCAGAUCACAACUGAUGCAGCAACAGAGCCAACAAUAGCAAACAGAUCAGACACAAACGCAAAUGUUACAUAUGAAGUCAAUGCACCCAAGUUAUCUGCUGAACAAGGACCGACCAUCCCAGACUCUCUGGAGUCGUCCCCUCUGGUCUCACCUCAGACAACAGAGAUCCAAGUUCAAAGUGAACCUGCUAUGCCUGACCUUUCAGUCUCAAAUCAGCCAUCAGAAGAGGAUUCUUCCAUCCAGCCUGCCUUACCAUCACACCCACCUGAUGCAGAUAGUCCAGUAAAAAUCAGCCUCGGAUCACUAAGUGAGGCAAUUGCUUGCAGUUCCUCAGAACCUUCUGUUAUGCCAAUGAUGGGACAGCAGACCACUGACAGAGCAGUCUAUUUGACAGGAGAACUUAAAGACAAUUGGGAGGUGGAGAGAGUAAAAGAGGAGAAACACAAAGAUGAAGCAGAAAUUGAGGGGCAUGAGACAAUUCAAGCACAGGAAGAACAGAGAGAGAAAGAAGAGGUAACAGAGGAAGAAACAGGUGAGGGGCAGAUGGAGAUCCAAACAGGAGGUGAGCCUGCUGAUGACAGCUCAUCUGGAUCACCAGUGGAGACCGCCACUGCCUUAAACACAGAGCAGAAAAAGAAUAAAGAGAUGAUGGAGGAAGAAGUGCCAAGCAGUGAACUCAGGAUUGAAAAUAAAAAGGAUGAAGAUGAAGCAGUCACAGAGAAAGGAGAUUCUACAGAAGAAAAAAAAGAAGAGGAUAAACCAGUGGAGAGUGCUAAUGAGCUACCAUCGGACAGCGUGGCUUGCAUCAGAGAACUUGUGGUUGAGAUUAUUGAGAUAGAAACAACAGUCUCCCCUGUUGCUGACAGCAGCAACAAUCUCUGAAACAAGCAUUAAAACAGCAAGAGCAGGUCCAGGCCAAUGAUUCCCAACCAGAUACAAGUCACUUCAAUAAGCCUUACAUUUUCUAAUUAUUCCAGACAGAAAUUUGUGCUGAUUUAAUUAAUGUGCCAUGUUUUCAUACAACAGUAAACUGAAAAACGGAAUAGUUUGUCAUUCUAUUGUAACUCUUUUGUUGCUUUUUUUGAUUAUAUAUUUUCUAUAACAAUUGCAUUGAAUCAUCCAAAUAAAGAUGUUAAACUUG
Messenger RNA from Neolamprologus brichardi, 3243 nucleotides. Its product is annotated as protein Niban 1-like. The record is from RefSeq and is a predicted model, not a curated record. Lineage: Eukaryota; Metazoa; Chordata; Actinopteri; Cichliformes; Cichlidae.